AUGAUUGGCCCCUUAGGGCCAUGUGGGAGGAGCCCGGGGGCUGAUUGGCUUAAAUUUUGUGCGCUGAGGCGGACACGGAGCUCUGAUUGGUUGAUUCCACUCCCCACCGGUGCCGGGUUAAGCUCAUCAGAUGCCAAGCCGCGAUUGGUCGGGUCCGCGCUAACGAGGCGGAAGAGAGGCUCUGAUUGGCUCGAGCAGCCGUCAGGAGGCGGGACCCGGGGUGCCGAUUGGCCGAGGCGGAAGUGGCGAGAGCGCCCGGCGCCGCGUGUCCCAGUGUGCGGGGAGGCCGGGAUGGCGGCGGCGGGGCCCGGGCUGCGGGGACAGCUGGUGUCCGACCUGCCCCCCGCGCUGGCCCUGCUGGGAUCACUCCAGGAGCAGGUUGUCGGGGUCACGGCCCAUGUCCAGGGGCUGCUGCAGAGGGUCCGGGCCGGCGCCUUCCCCACGGAGAAGGGGCUGAGUUUCCUGGAGCUGAAGGCCCAGCUGCUGCUGUUCUAUCUCCAGGACCUGGCCCAGCUGGUGCUGCAGAAGACCUCGGGCCGGUCCCUGGCCGCCCAGCCGGCUGUCCUGCGCCUGGCCGAGCUGCGCACGGUGUUGGAGAAGAUGCGCCCCAUUGAGCAGAAACUCCGGUACCAGGUUGACAAGCUGGUGAAGGCGGCUGUGACGGGCGCCGUGGGAGACGACAAUCCGCUGAGAUUCAAACCAGACCCCGGGAACAUGAUGAGCAAGCUGAGUGACGAGGAGGAGGCGGACGGGACUGAAGGCAAAGCUGCUGGGAAGAAGCCCCUGGCCAAAGGAGGGGUCCGGAAAUACGUCCCACCCCGGCUGGUCCCGGUGCAUUAUGAUGAGACAGCGGCCGAGCGGGAGAAGAAGGUCCUGGAGCAGGCGAAGAAGCGAGCGCUGAGCAGCUCCGUCAUCCGGGAGCUGAAAGAACAGUUCUCGGAGGCGCCGGAGGAAAUCCGCGAAGGGCGCUACCUGCACGCGACCAGGCAGAGCCAGGAGGAUGAGCACAGGAGGCGCUACGAGGAGGCCAUGCUGGUGAGGCUGAACGUGAGCCGGCAGGACAAGGCCCGGCGGCGCCGGGCGGCCGCGCUGGGGGCCCAGCUCCAUUCCCUGACCCACUUCGGUGACAUCAGCGCCCUGACGGGGGCAGCGCCCCCCACUGGAGAGGCUCUGAGCCCCCAGCGGAAGAGGAGGAAGAAGAUGAGUGCGAAGAGGGGAAGGAAGAAGGGUUUCCAGAGGCGAUAGCGGAGCGACGCGCCACCCCCCCCCCCUCCAUGGAGCGAUGACCCCACCACCACCACCCCCCCAGCAACUCUCACACGUGGACAGAAUGUUUAGACAAUAAAAUCGAG
Molecule: messenger RNA, 1352 nt
Organism: Emys orbicularis (European pond turtle)
Lineage: Eukaryota; Metazoa; Chordata; Testudines; Emydidae
Gene: NGDN
Product: neuroguidin
Biological process (GO): maturation of SSU-rRNA from tricistronic rRNA transcript (SSU-rRNA, 5.8S rRNA, LSU-rRNA)
Cellular component (GO): nucleolus; small-subunit processome
Source: RefSeq, a predicted model, not a curated record